AUGUUGAGGGACGCGGACUGGACGAGGAGCUGUUCACGGGCCGGUUCCCGGUUCCCCGUGCACCGCGCAUGUCGGGAGGGAGACGUCGGGGCGCUGGUCUCUCUGGUCCAGCAGCUCUCGAACCCGGAACACCUGACGGCGGAGGACUCGAGCUACGGAUGGAGCCCCUUACACUGGGCUGCUCACUGCGGACAGCUGGACUGCGUGGUGGUUCUGGUGCAGAUGGGUUGCGAGGUGAACUCCGGGACGAGCCGCUUCAACCAGACGGCGACGCACACGGCGGCGUUCGGGGGACAUCCGGCCUGCGAGGCCUGGCUCACCGGGGCGGGCGCCGACGCCAACCGCCAGGACGUGGUGGGCGAGGCGCCCCUCCACAAGGCGGCCCGUGCAGGGAGCCUGGAGUGCAUCCGGGUCCUGCUGCUGGCGGGAGCUUCAGCUCAGCUCAGGAACGCCAGCGGGCAGACGGCGGCGGACCUGGCCCACGCCCACGGCUUCCUGGACUGCUUCAGCUUCAUCUCCAGAACCAGCAAGCUGCAGCUCGGCGGCCUCCCGUGUGGCAGGAAGAGGCUGCUGACCCCCGUGGACCAGGUCCACCUGAAGAAAGCCCGGGGGGCCGACAGUAAGACCGCCUCCCCCCGUGAGCCCCUGUCCCUGAGCCCCCCUGACAGAUGUCUCCUGUGCCAGAUGUGGAGCUGCAGGCCGCUGGAGGAGAGGAGCUGGAGAGCAUGAGCGGGGACCAGGACUCAUGAGGUCUAGCCUCCUGGAGUUCAGGGACUCACUCCAGACGUCCUGAUGCCAAAGAGGAGUCACCAACAAGCUCAUGGAGUCCAGAGCAGCUGGAGGUCUCCCAGAACCCUCAGGACUCUUUGUACAAACUGCUUUUAUACGGCUGAAGUUUAUGUUUCAUAAAAAUGAUUUAAAGUAACUCAUGUUUCA
Pseudoliparis swirei is the source of this 936-nucleotide messenger RNA. RefSeq names its product ankyrin repeat domain-containing protein 10-like. The transcript has 5 exons. Lineage: Eukaryota; Metazoa; Chordata; Actinopteri; Perciformes; Liparidae. The record is from RefSeq and is a predicted model, not a curated record. Gene Ontology annotation, molecular function: protein binding. Bases 1 to 729 code for a protein of 242 amino acids.